CCUUCUUCUCAUAGAGUCUGUGUCAUUGAUACACACACCUCAUCCCUCCUUCUCUCCCUUAGGAUAUUCCUCAAGAUGAACAAGUAUCUUCUCUUGGGCUUCUCUGUUCUGCUCCUCUGCGCAACUGCUCAAGCUCUUGUGUGCAGAGUUUGCAAAUACAAAGUUGGCUCCGUCUGCUUGAGGUCUACUGAGCCCUGCAGGGCAAGUGAUGGCCAGUUUUGUGAGAUAACCAGAGUGUACUCAGGUAAUCUCUUGCUCGCCCAAAAACAUGGCUGUGGCCAAUACGCAGAGCUCUGCAACAAGACAGAGGAGAGGGACAGUGUCUUCAAGAUGACCUACAAGCGAACCUGCUGCAAUUUUGACUUAUGCAAUUAUUAAUUUGUUUGCUGUCUCCCAGCUUCCUCUUUAGGCUCAUGGUUGGAACUGAGGUAGUAGCUGGCAUGUUUGCUGUAAAUGCUAACAGGGAAAGCUACUUUCACACUCAGACAAGGAAUCAGUUUCCUCCCAUCCCUUCGACCAAUUGUGCUCCCAAAUUAUUCAAGAUUCCAGCUUCUCCUUGCGUUCCAAGAGGUGUCUCAUCCCACCAAGAGGAUCGGGAUCAUACACAGUGGCAUGCACUCACCGUGUAUUUCCUGAAGUAUAUAGAGAACAUUACUAGAGGCCCUUUUACACUACAUAAUAAUAAUAUUAUUAUUCCACUUUAACUGUCAUGGCCACAUCCUAUAGAAUCCUGGGAUUUGCAGUUUAUGAACUCUCAGCCAGAGAGCUCAAGUGCCUCACCAAACUACAAACCCCAGGGUUCCCCGGGAUGCAGCCAUAUCAGUUAAAAGUGUAAUCACAGUGCUGCAGUUGUGUAGUGUGAACAGGCCUAUGCUGUAUGCAGUCCCAUCCCUUUUAUACACAUUUAUGUUUUCUAUCCAGGCACAAAUCUUGAAUUAAGUUCUCAUUUCCCCCUUACCUUUUUUAAAAUCUAAAUGAAAGACCCAACAUAUUGUAUGCGGUAUGUACUUCUUGUCUCUUUGUUAAUUGUUCUUUUAUCACUUUAGUAUCCAAAUCACGAGGCUUCAUUGGACAACUACAAAAGUGACUGGUAAAUAAAAUAUCAGCCCAUCAACAGCUGGCAGGUGGAGCUUUUCUACAGUUUUCUGCCUAACAGAAUUUGCUAUUUGCAAUGAAUAUGCAAUGAAUACUCAGAGGUGACUUUGCCAGUUCCUUCCUCUGAAAUAUAUCCUGCAGCACCUGGUAUCUCUUGGCAGUCUCCCAUCCAUGUACUAACCUGGGCUGACCUGCUUGGCUUCCAAGAUGAAAUGCCUUUAGGAUAUUACAACCCUAAUUCAAUCUGUACAUAGCCUUUAAACAAGCAAACCUUUCUCUUGGGUAGAAAGAGUAAGGGAACUACCUUAUAUAUAUAGCCUUCUGGCAUGAUGUGGGUUUGUUGGGAUUUGGUUUCUUUUUUCAAUUUAUAUUUCAAUAUAUUUUAUGUUAAGGUAUUGGACAGGGGCUUGUUUUCUUUCUUUUUUGAUCUACGUGUUUUAAAAAAAAUACUAAUGCUUAAAUUUGUUUCAUUCAGCCUCACUAAGAUCACAUUUCCACUAUAUGGAAAGAAGCUAUACAGUAGUAUGGUAUUGUGUUUUACAUCCCUUUUCCACUUUUUAUAUGAAGUGUUAUAGCUUUCAUACUGUAUUGCUUACUACAGAGUUUGGCUUGAAAGAAUCAAUA
This is a messenger RNA of Sceloporus undulatus (fence lizard), 1719 nucleotides long. Its product is annotated as lymphocyte antigen 6 complex locus protein G6c-like. NCBI's taxonomy places the organism in Eukaryota, Metazoa, Chordata, Lepidosauria, Squamata, Phrynosomatidae. The record is from RefSeq and is a predicted model, not a curated record. Bases 76 to 378 code for a protein of 100 amino acids. The transcript has 3 exons.